Papilio machaon (common yellow swallowtail) is the source of this 414-nucleotide messenger RNA. RefSeq lists its product as uncharacterized. The coding region runs from base 1 to 414 and encodes 137 amino acids. The transcript has a single exon. The record is from RefSeq and is a predicted model, not a curated record. Lineage: Eukaryota; Metazoa; Arthropoda; Insecta; Lepidoptera; Papilionidae.
AUGGGUCGGAAGCACGGGGCUCUCACGUUCCGUCUGGUGCAGGUACUCUCGGGGCACGGUUGUUUCGGGGCGUAUCUGUGCCGGAUUGCGCGGCGAGAGCCCAGUGCGAGGUGCCACGAGUGUGGCCAUGCUGAGGACACGGCCCAGCACACGCUGGAGUUCUGUGGGCACUGGUCGGACCAGCGCGCCGCACUCGCGGCAGAAAUAGGGAGGGACCUCUCGCUGCCCGCUGUCGUCAACGCGAUGGUGGGUAGCGAGAGUUCCUGGAACGCUGUCGCCUCCUUUUGCGAGGAGGUGAUGGCGCUGAAGGAGGCGGCAGAACGAUGGCGAGAGGAGGACGCAGCCGCGGACCCUCUUCGCCGACGUCGCGAUGGACGCAGGCGGCAGGCGCACACCCGCCGUCUACCUCCUUAG